Molecule: messenger RNA, 1072 nt
Organism: Neltuma alba
Lineage: Eukaryota; Viridiplantae; Streptophyta; Magnoliopsida; Fabales; Fabaceae
Product: cysteine-rich receptor-like protein kinase 3
Exons: 3
Coding region: 260-1072 (270 amino acids)
Cellular component (GO): plasmodesma
Source: RefSeq, a predicted model, not a curated record
CGAUGACCAAAUGUGUUGAAACAGCUGAUCAGAUGCCUCUGAUCUUAAGCCACAUGGCUAUCUUCGAUUUCCCUUAAAUGUAUCAGUUUCUUCUUCCUCAUUAAUUCUGUGAUAUCAUUCUCCUCUUCAAACACCAAUCUCUAAUCUCUCAUAUAGUUCAUACAUCGCCAGAUCCAACUUGACCUCUCUUUCCUUCUUCCUCUUCAUUAUUCUGUCCACCUGCAGCCAACCUCUACACACACGCAUAUAGACAUAAAACAUGCUUCUUCAACCUAUUUUCCUUUCUGUAAUCUCCAUAUUCUGGUCAUGGUGGAUACUUGACGGCGUCGUUUCGGAUCCACAGACCACUCUUAUAUACACCCGCUGCACACCAUCUGCCAACCAAGACGUCUUGCCCAACUUAUCCAUCUUCCACGAAAACGUAAACGCAACGUUUCGAGAGAUCAAAGAGAAUAUCGUCUCUGAGAACAAGUACUUGGCGACGGCAAGGAAAGCCAACGCAGAAAACCCUGUUUCCACACUUUUUCAGUGUAGAAACUAUAUCUCCAUUCCCGACUGUGUCGCCUGCUUCGACGUCGCAGCCCGGCAAGUCCGUAAGUGUCCUCCGGCGGCACAAGGUGCCGGCGUUGUCUUCGAUGGCUGCUUCCUCAGGUACGAGACCAAUGCCUUCUUUUGGAAGACAACGGAGGAUUUCAAUGCCGUAUCAUGUGGAAAUCAAACUGUAGGAGAAUCCAUUACAUUAUUUACCUCACUUGUGCAACAACUGCUGAAGAAUCUGCAAACAACAACACCCAAAAAGCAAGGGUUUUUUGCAGCCACAAAGAUAGAAUUGCCUGAUAAUAAUGGUACAACUGUUUAUGGCUUUGCUCAAUGUAUUGAAACUGUCACUCCAAACGGCUGUUUCAAUUGCUUGAACACUGGAUAUGACAAUAUUAUGGCCACUUGUCUUCCCAAGUCGGAUGGUAGGGCUUAUGCUGAUGGAUGUUUCAUGAGAUACUCCACCUCUUCCUUCUUUCCACAUUAUUACCAGCCCAUUAAUAUUACUUCCUUGGGCAAACAAGGUUCCAUUUGA